Messenger RNA from Doryrhamphus excisus (bluestripe pipefish), 2767 nucleotides. The record is from RefSeq and is a predicted model, not a curated record. NCBI's taxonomy places the organism in Eukaryota, Metazoa, Chordata, Actinopteri, Syngnathiformes, Syngnathidae.
AUGCCUGGAUGGAGGUCUCAGUGGCGCCUUGUCCUGCUGAACUCCCUUACCUGCGGCCUGGAGAUCUGCGUGGCAGCUGGGAUCACAUACGUGCCCCCGUUGUUGCUGGAGGCUGGAGUGGAGGAGCGCUACAUGACUAUGGUUCUCGGUAUCGGUCCAGUCCUCGGCCUGCUCUUCGUCCCCCUUAUCGGCUCGGCCAGUGACCACUGCAACAGCAGUUACGGCCGAAGGCGGCCUUUCAUCUGGUUGUUGUCUCUGGGGGUCCUCUUGGCGCUUUUCAUCAUUCCCUACGCCGACGUCCUGGCAGCACGCCUUGCCUGGGGGGGGCACACGUUCCAGGUGGGGUUCCUUAUCCUCGGAGUGGGUCUUCUGGACUUCUGUGGACAAGUGUGCUUCACGCCUUUGGAGGCCCUGCUGUCAGACCUCUAUCGAGAUCGUGAGGACUGCAACCAAGCCUUUGCCAUGUUCUCCUUCAUGGUCAGCUUAGGAGGCUGCGUGGGAUACCUGCUUCCUUCCAUCGACUGGAGCCACAGCUUGCUCUCCGUUUACCUUGGAGGCCAAGCCCAGUGCCUGUUCUUCCUCCUCAUCUUCAUCUUCAUCUCCAGUGUUCUCAUCACUAUGAAGCUCUCCGACUCCAAAGAGCCCCCCGUUGCGAUCGGGCGCUCCACGACGGUGGAGUCUUUCCUGGAUUCAGGAAGCGGUACCGUGGAAUCGAGCCAGCGCGGCGUGCCUUGCUCGUGCUGCUACUCGCUGAAGUGCAAGCUGAGGCUCCUGAAGAGCGGACCCUUGCUGUGUCUGCUGAGGACAUGCUGGUCUGUGGCCCCCGCCAUCUACAGGAGCUACUGCCACGUCCCCAGGGUGAUGCGGCAGCUGUGCGUGGCGCAUCUCUGCAACUGCAUGGCCGUCAUGUCCUUCAUGCUCUUCUUCACGGUCUUUGUGGGCGAAGGCGUCUACAGCGGCGUGCCCAAUGCCGGACCAGGAAGCGAGCCCAAGCAGAGAUAUGAUGAAGGCGUCCGCAUGGGAAGCCUGGGCCUGUUCCUGCAGUGUGCCACCUCAACCUUCUUCUCCAUGGUCAUGAGUCGUAUGGUGGGCCACUUUGGGUCGCGCCGGGUCUACCUGAGCAGCAUGGUGAGCUUCACCGUGUCCAUGCUGGUCAUCUGCCUUUCCAAGAGCGUGGUCCUGGUCACCGUCAUGGCCGCCCUCACCGGCUACGCCUACGCCACUCUGCAGACCCUGCCCUACACCCUCACCUGCCACUACCACAAGGAGAAGACGGUCUAUAUGCCAAAAAGGAAAACCAAAAACCUGCAUAAGAAUGGCGUUCCAACCAAGCGGGACUAUUUGACUGCUGCGGAAGAAGGACUAGCAGCCGGCUCCUCCUUCGGGAACGGCUUCUACUCCGCUUCCCUCAACCACAACGCCUCACCUCUUGGCUCCGGGGUCCCCGAGCAGGACGAGGCGGAGUCCGGCUACGAGAACCGCGGCGUGGGUUUGGACUUUGCCAUUCUAGACAGCACCUUCCUCCUCUCUCAGGUUAUUCCCACCCUUUUUAUGGGCACCAUUGUUCAGCUCGCCCAGUCCGUCACCGCGUACGUGGCCUGCUCCGCCAUCUUGGGCGUUAUCGGCAUCUUUUUAGCCACUCGGGUUGUCUUUGACCAAAAGGACCUGAAGGGCUGCGACUCAGACGGGAAACACGUUGGGAAGAUUGCGGAAGAUUGGGGAAGAUCAACAAUGCACUAAAGGAUACCGUCGUAUCCCAGGAGGCCUUGCUUCGGUUUUUAUGCAUUUUUUUCUUUUUUUUGCACCUUAUGAAAAAUGUGCCAAUUAUGAGGCAGCGUGGAUAGAAGGUGAAAAAAAUUAGCAUCAGCAAUGUGCAGCUACGUCAACGACACGCCUAGCAUGAUUCCAGGGUUGGUCGACAAGUAAGGAAGUAAGGGAAUGCUGCCCCCGUUCCAGCAGACCUCGUACCAGCUUAAGCCUCCAGAUGCCUUCUCUUUUUGGUCUCGUAGUCUUUCAGCAAGAAAAAUCUAUUCUGGUUCCUCGCCGGGUUCCUCGCCGACCGUGCCGUACUGUACGUCAGUCUGUCUAGCUCAGGUUUUAAUGGCGGUUUUGGACGUCCAUCGUCAUUCCGAGGUCAAAUCCUAGUGGACUCCGAACGUCCCCGGAUGCAAUUCAGAUCUUUGCUGUACCUUCAUUGCGCUCGCGUGACAAUCCUCGACUUGAGCAUCGAAGGGGGGGGGGUUUAAAAAAAAAAAAAAAACACCACCAUGGUUUCAACCCCAAAAUGUCGUCAGUUGCACAUCUGUAAAAAAAAAAAAAAAAAAAAAAAAAAAGAAAAAGUGCCUGUAUAUUUUAUUAACUUUUGUACAUACAUAUUUAUUUAUAAUACAGAUUUUAUAACUGCUAGCCUGUAGCAUCCUUGCUUGAGGGCUAUUUGUAAGUUAUUUGUACGGAUGAAACCACGUGGAAUCCUCCAUCCUCCAAGAGUCCUAAGUUAUUUGAAGCUAGGCUGCUUUUCUUAUCGCUAAAAAUAUCUUUGAUUUUAUUUCACUCCUUAUUCAGCAAUAUUCUGAUUUUAGGCUCAUCUGCACCCAAAUGUCCUGUUGAUUAGUUAGGUGUUUUUUUUUUUAAGCCAGUGCCAAUGGAAGACUCUUAAGGCCAGAUACUGUAGUAUGUUACGUAUAUCGUGUACUACGCAAUAUUGACGGGGUACUCUUUAUUUGACAUUCUCCACAUCGCUUUUCUAAGCAAUAAAACAUCUUUUAGA